GACACAAAUAACCGAUAUCCUAACCAUGAAUCUUCGUAUUGAACCGAGUACAAUUAAAGAAGACAUGCAAUUUCCAUGGAUUUCUGAUUCAGGCAUAGCAAAUAAUAUUCAGCAAAUUAUCAAUGAAUUUAUUGAAGAACACAAAUUAAAGCCAUUACGUUUAUGUAUUCUCGGUCCACCGUGUAUUGGUAAAACUACACUUGCUAAAGAAUUAUGUAAAAUGUAUCGUUUACAUCAUAUACAUUUAAAGGGAUUAUUAUAUGAAUAUAUACGUAAUUUACUUGAACCAAUCAAAGCCUAUGAGCAUUUGCUAUUGAUUCGUGAACAAGAACAAAAUUUAACAAGUGAAAAAUUGUUCAAUACUACUAAUCAAGAAAUAAAUGCAUCAUCAACUAGUGUGAAUGAUUCAAACAAAUUAUUAUUCCAAUCGAUGAAUAAAAUAUUGAAUUUCAAUGGUGAUGAACAUGAAA
Molecule: messenger RNA, 470 nt
Organism: Schistosoma turkestanicum
Lineage: Eukaryota; Metazoa; Platyhelminthes; Trematoda; Strigeidida; Schistosomatidae
Source: the annotation of a GenBank genome assembly